AAAAGGAACGCAAGAGAGCGAUGGGAGGCACCCCACUUAAUAGAUUUCGUCGUAAGGUCCUAUUCACAAGUGAAGAUGCUGCUGCGCCUCUGUGAGGCAGCCUGCAAUGCGCGCCAGCGGAGCGGCUGAAUCAUGAUAUCCCGGUGAACUUCUGAAGAGGCAGAAGCACCAAGGACCGAGAAACAACUAACGAGACUCACAGACUGAAGCUGCUUUGCGGGGAACAUUUCACCAGUGAAGAAACAGCGCGGUUUGCAAAUACUUAAUGCGCACGGCUGGAAAGCUUGAGGUUAACUUUGAGUUUUCUUUUGUUUGACAGACUGGAAACGCUGUCAUCAGUCCGAUUUUGCGGGUAACACUAGUAGGCUAUCUUUUUUAUUAGUAAAUCACUAUAAAUACUAACUUAUUUUUACUGUUUCUAAAUCAUUCUGUGUUGGUUGUUUAGGUUAGACGGUCAGAUAUACGCGCGUCUCCAAACGAGGACGCACGGAGAUCGUACAAGUGUCGAGACCAUUUACUCUAAUCCGAUGUCUUAUAUUCAAUGUCGCUUUGCUGUAGACGGUCCCAGAUCUGAUUAUUUUAAAUUAAAUCUUCCCAUCUUCAAGACAACAAAUCCACUGAGGGGAAUCAUAAGCAAACUUUGUGCGCUGAAGAAGUUUUAGUUCUUCGGGCAGUAUUAACUCUGCAAAGGUUGUUGCACAGCGUCACAAAAUGUACUAUUGUUUUUUUGGAAGGGAUCUGGUCUGUAAAGAGACACGUCUUUUAAAUUGAAAAGUACUGAUCCGUGUCUUGACGCGUUGUCCAGGACUGCUUUUUUUUUUUUUUUGUUGUUGUUUUUUGCUUAAAAUGGACUUGGAAGACCUGCCGUGGAGGAUUCAAGGGAGGUAACAUUUGGAAACAACACAGAGACAAAACGUGAACAGCUCAGACUCCUGGAAAGCUAAUCUCAGCAUGGCCUCGGCUUUGGACAGCGGCUGCUCCAUGGAGCUGAGCGGCUGGAACAGCAGUGUGAGCAGCGCUGGAGCCUCAGUCCCCUGCAACCAGAGCAUCCUGAAGCUCGCCCCUUACUCCCCAGAAGCCACGGCGGCCUUCGCUACCGCCAUAACUUUAAUGGUGGUCUUCACCAUCGUGGGGAACAUCAUGGUCAUCAUUGCUGUCCUGACCAGCCGGUCACUCCGAGGUCCCCAGAAUCUGUUUUUAGUGUCACUAGCUGCUGCAGACAUUUUAGUGGCCACACUCAUCAUCCCCUUUUCCCUGGCAAAUGAACUGCUUGGCUACUGGUACUUUAAGUCUCUGUGGUGCGAGAUCUACCUGGCGCUGGAUGUGCUCUUCUGCACCUCCUCCAUUGUGCACCUGUGCGCUAUCUCGCUGGACCGCUACCUGUCAAUUUCCAGGGUUACUUAUGGGCGUCAGCGGACUCCCAAACGCAUCAAAGCCGCUAUUGUGGUGGUGUGGCUCAUCUCUGCCAUCAUCUCCUUCCCUCCCCUGCUCUCACUGAACAAAAGCGAGGGAGGGGACCCAGCCAGUGAGAGAGGACCUCAGUGCCAGCUGAAUGAUGAGCGUUGGUACAUUCUUUACUCCACCAUCGGCUCCUUCUUUGCUCCAUGCCUCAUCAUGAUCCUGGUCUACAUAAGAAUCUACCAAAUUGCUAAGCAGAGAACACGUUGCCCACCAGGAGAGCCCAGGAAGGAUGGGGUUGGCUGUAUUACACCAAGUCAGCCACCACGACAUGUACAAGCCAAUGGGAAAGAUGAUGAAGAAAGCACACCCCCUUCAUCCAAACAAACCUCCAGUGCCAGACCCCCUACCCUUGCCAUCACCCCUUCUCCUUCCCCAGGAGAGUCUCAAAACACUGAGAAUCCCACCUCUAAUAAUCUCCUGCAACCUCCACCCUCUUCUCCAGCCUUGACCCCUGUCACAGCCUCCCUUGACACCUCUCCCCAUGUUCCCUCAACUCCCUCCUCCGUGCCCCCGUCUGCCCCUGCCAACACUAAAGAGGGGGGGAAGAAGAGCAAACGGCAGGGAGGGAAAAAAGCUGACAACAACAAUGGCGACAGCUCAAGCACAGAAAGCGAUAUGGAGCACAGCCACGGAGGUGGCCGAGGCAGCACCAGCAUGCCUGGGUCACCUGCCGGAGGGGGGGUCCACUCACCUGCCUCAGUGAAGCGCUACCGGGACAUGAUCGCCACUUCAAAGGGGGCCCGGCUGGUGCCAGGGAGGAAGUCAAAAACAGACAACAACCCUGGAGCAGCGAGGCGUAAAGCAAUGGUCAACAGAGAGAAACGUUUUACCUUUGUACUGGCAGUGGUGAUCGGUGUCUUUGUGGUGUGCUGGUUCCCGUUCUUCUUCUCCUACUCUCUACAGGCAGUGUGCCCAGAGACAUGUGCCAUCCCUGAUCCCCUCUUUAAGUUUUUCUUCUGGAUCGGUUACUGCAACUCCUCACUGAACCCAGUCAUAUACACCAUCUUCAACAAAGACUUCAGGAAGGCUUUCAAAAAGAUAUUGUGCAGAAACACCAAGGGUACUUUCUUUUAGCAUACAAAUCCAAUGUAUAGGACAUGGACUCAACAAAUUGCCACAUCUGAGGCAUAGAAAAAAAAUAACAAUUUCCAUUUUUGAGAACAAUCAAAGGGCUGUUUUAAAAAGAUGUUGAACUGUGGAAAUUCCAGCAUAAAAAUCAUAACUGAGAGCCACUCUUUUACAGCUGCAGUGUGCAGAAACUUGGACUGUGAAAUCCCAGUUUGCAGCUGAAACACACAGAAAUCUUUACAGUGUGAGGGUUGAAAUUAGGACAUGGAAUAGAUGCAGUGCUAGACAGUAAACGGCUUGGGACUUCUGUAUUGCUGAUAAGAAUUUGAAUGCAAAGUUUUAUCGUCAGAUCACAUUGAAUAAUGGAUAAUGCUGAGGCAGAGAGUGGUGCAGAAUCAUGUACACACAAAACAGAAAGUCUUGCAGAAAGCAGGGAAACAGUUGAGGAGCAAGUUCUGAAUAAGAAGAGAGGGUGUCUAUAAGAUUUUAUAGUUAUUAAGGACUCCAGGACUAUUGGGGAAAUCAAACAGGUAAAAAGAAGAAAAAGUGGCCUUUAGAAUCCUGUGAGCCUAGGGCCCUUUAUUCAUCAGUACAGAGCACAAGGAGCACACAAGGUUAGUGGUGAUUUCUUACGUCUGCAGUCUUAAUUUGCCCAGCUGCAGGGCAAACAUGUGUUCCUCGAUUUUUAUCUAAAAGCGCCAACAACAAGAGGUUUCUGACAAUCUCAAAUGUGAUAGCACAAGGGUUCCCUUUCAAACUGAACUAUGUGGAAUGCCUUCAUGUCAGACACCUUGCUCUUGGCUCGCUAUGGGUCAUAAUGGACACUCAGGUUGUUUGUAAUGACACUCCUGGCUUUCACCUUUCAUGAAAUACAGAAUAAGAUGACGUGUGGUGUGGAGUUUGGACUUAAAAGAAAGAUGUAAAAGAAAGAAAGACCUUUUAUUAGCUUGCUGUAUCCCGCUUUUUAACUUCUCCUGAACUAUUACAUCGAUGGACUGCACUGAGCAACCACUCUAAUGAUCUCCCUAUUGGACAUUUAAGUAAGAAAACUGCUCUUAGCUUCUGGAUAAUGCUUCAGCUGUUAUUCAGUGUCUAAUGGAGGGUGCAUCUACUGAAAAACUAGAUUCUUAUCUAUCUAACAUGUGAACAUUAUUUUCCAGGAACCCUGCUUCACGGCGAGCAGCAGCAUUUAGCAGGUAGACAUUUACAGUGACUGUAAAAGACACAUGUACAAUGCAAUUAUGGAUGUGUGAUGUUACCCCCCAAUUACGCCUACAUGGGUUAUUCUGACAACCAUUUGGCUGAGUCACUCUUUACCAACGCCUCUGGCACAUCAUCGUCUGCAGUGGACUUCUACAUGGCACAUCUGAUUUGUCGCUAAGAGGCGAGAGGAUGAAUGGUACAUUUAUUUUUCUCACCAAGACACUGAGGCUCUGUCAGUUCUCUUGACAAAAAAAAGAAAAAAAAAAAAAGAAAGAAAGGAAGAAAGAAAAAGAAAAUGUGUCUGUUACUGUGAAAAGCACACAGGUUUAUUCACUCCAUGGGACAAGGGCUGUCAGCAGUAACACUUCAAUUUACUAAUUGUCUAAUUCUGCUGACCUGUGUGAGUGAGUGUGUGUAUGUGCGCAUUGACUUACUUUUUUUUUCUGUAGAGAGUGUCAGUGCCUCCAUGUCCUCCGGCUGCUAUGUACUACAGAUAAUAUCUGUAAUAUUGACAAGAAGAGACCAGAUUUCCUGGUGCAGGCAUCACUUUGCUCUCAGUCAUGUGACUGUUUCUACUUGAUGGAAAGAAAUAUAUCACAAUGUUGAGAAAGUCUUAUCGACCUGAAAGUCAGUGAUAUUGAGUACAUGGCUUUUUAGUGAUCACCCUCAAGGGACCAAAGAGCCUUAUAAGGACACCUGCCUGACUCAGCGAUAUCUGGCUCUGCGUUGCUUUAAUGAAGUAUUACGACUGAAGAUUAAAAACACUGUAUUAUUUAUUUCACUCUAUUUUGUGUUUUCUGUAUGUUACUUAUUUAUUGUUAAGUUACUGUCUUUUUAUUCUGAAAGUUAAGCAAUGUGUAAGUGAUCACAGAGAGAGAACACUGUACAGAUUUUUAAUAUUUUGAAUAAGAGCAAGAUUGAUUCAAGCUAUCAAGCUCUUACUAUGUGAGAUUGAGCUAUAUUUGAGCAUGGGGGAUGUAUUUGUGUUGAAGGAAGAUGUGUGUUAUGCAGAAUCUACAAUACAUUUGUCAUGAUUUUUUCAUCUAGUUAUAGUACGGUAAAACGUUCAUUCAGAUAUAAAAGCACAUGUACAAUUUAUCAAACAUACUGCAGCAGAAAAAAAAUCUCUCUUCACGGCUGUCAAACCGUUUCUGAAAAAGUAAUCGAACAUGAAAAUGUCAGAGGCAUCCGGAGCCGGUUUCAGUUGAUCAGUAGAUGAAUUGCAGGCUUUGUGCAGUACAUUAAGGCUACAAUCCAUGCCGCACACAGCUGCUUCGAGAUAACAAAAUAAAAACAAAAUGGUUGGGAGUAGGAGCUCUGUGUACUUGUACAACUGCUUCCUGUCCUCAUCUGAAAUCUGAAAUGGUUAUUUUUUUCUCCAGAAAUAAAAACUGCUAUAGCAACAUAAUUAUAACAAAAAUAGCCACACAGGUCAUGGAUUCAUGGGUUCAAUAAAUAUGAGUUGCGUCCCACCCCCCUCCCAACCCCAAACCAUGGCUUUAUGUGGUGAGACUGCUGCUUUGUUUAUUUAAAAAAAAAAAGAAGAAGAAGUUUGAAUUAUGGCUUAAAGGUGACAGAUGCAGUAAUUUGCUUUUUGAUCACCUUCUUUUUCCCUACAGCUGCCUGUAUUGUCUCUUCUCUUGCUGUGUUUGGACCAAACCGCAUGGUCUGAGCUUUACAAUCUUCUAUCCUCCCAUCUGUCGUCAUCCCCUUCCAGUUUCGGAAAAUAAAGCUACUUGAAAAAGCA
Molecule: messenger RNA, 5479 nt
Organism: Larimichthys crocea (large yellow croaker)
Lineage: Eukaryota; Metazoa; Chordata; Actinopteri; Sciaenidae
Gene: adra2b
Product: adrenoceptor alpha 2B
Exons: 2
Coding region: 952-2535 (527 amino acids)
Biological process (GO): regulation of smooth muscle contraction; regulation of vasoconstriction; G protein-coupled receptor signaling pathway
Cellular component (GO): plasma membrane
Molecular function (GO): alpha2-adrenergic receptor activity; epinephrine binding
Source: RefSeq, a predicted model, not a curated record